GCCUGCUCUCAUCUGUACAUAUUCCUUCCGGUCUCUGUGUCUCUCAGAAAGGAAAAUGGCGGCUCUCGGACGGCUCUCUCAAGUGUUGCUAAGGUCUUCUUUGACCCAGAGCCGGCGUCAGCUUUCUGCUGCUGCUGCCGGACACGGCGAGCAGUCAGCCAAGACAUGGAAGAUCCUCACUUUUGUGGUUGCCCUACCUGGUGUUGCCGUGUGCAUGUUGAACAUGUUCUUGAAAGAGCAGAAUCAUAGCCACGAACAGCCAGAGUUUGUCCCUUACACCCACCUUCGCAUUCGCAGCAAGCGUUUCCCUUGGGGUGAUGGCACCAAAACUCUCUUCCACAACUCUCAUGUGAAUGCCCUUCCUGAUGGCUACGAGGGUCACGAUGAGUAAACCCUCUCUCCAGACCUCAUAACAGGGACCAGUCCUCCCUCAGCAUUUGUUACUGGACCACACUUCCUUUCACAGUUUACUCUUCAUUUUUGUUGUUUACCUCUGUGCUCUCAACAUGCAUGCGGGCACCCGAACCAACUGUUCCUUUGCUCUGGACCAUUAAACAAAAUGUCUGCUUAAACUGAAUUAACAUAAAUAAAGUAACUAUUAUUACCUCCA
Messenger RNA from Siniperca chuatsi (mandarin fish), 610 nucleotides. Its product is annotated as cytochrome c oxidase subunit 6A, mitochondrial. Gene Ontology annotation, biological process: mitochondrial electron transport, cytochrome c to oxygen. Lineage: Eukaryota; Metazoa; Chordata; Actinopteri; Centrarchiformes; Sinipercidae. The transcript has 3 exons. Bases 56 to 391 code for a protein of 111 amino acids. Gene Ontology annotation, molecular function: enzyme regulator activity. Gene Ontology annotation, cellular component: mitochondrial inner membrane. The record is from RefSeq and is a predicted model, not a curated record.